Haplochromis burtoni (Burton's mouthbrooder) is the source of this 2955-nucleotide messenger RNA. It is a transcript of the gene ankrd33ba, whose product is annotated as ankyrin repeat domain 33ba. The transcript is spliced from 6 exons. NCBI's taxonomy places the organism in Eukaryota, Metazoa, Chordata, Actinopteri, Cichliformes, Cichlidae. Gene Ontology annotation, molecular function: protein binding. The record is from RefSeq and is a predicted model, not a curated record. The coding region runs from base 476 to 2083 and encodes 535 amino acids.
GUCACCUCUAAUCGGAUUAGGCGACUGUAGGUUAACAUGCAGCUCCCUCUCUCCGCCCUAGGUGGGACGUCCCUGUGUGCCUGCACUUGUAGUCCGUUUUUCCCUUUUUUUCGCUGUAGCAACACUUUUUGAAAGUACCCAAAUUGUAUCUGUCUCCGGGUACCCUCGAGCCGGAUAACUCAUAACGAAAACACAACGUGGUUUCGUUUUGAGGACGCACUCCGUACUUGCUUACUUCGCAGGACUUUUUAUGGCUCACAAAUCUCCAAACUGAGAAGUGGGGUAAUUUUUUUAAUUAGAAUGAGGAAACGAAUCAAGUGUUUUAUGUGAUUUGGGCUCUCGAAGGCGAUUUCACGGACUUUCCUCGCGCGUUAGUUUAGUUGUUGUCGUGGAGAGACAGCCAGUCUGGAUGCUCGUGCGCCCUUUGCCAAGCUGCGCUCCACCCCGCGGACGGUGCCCUAGGCUCGGGGCUUAGAUGGUGCUGAUCACGGACGACAGGGAUGGAGGAGGCGCCUCGUCGGUCCGAGUCAGACAGCUCCAGCUCCAGCAGCAGCAGCAAAAAGUCGGGGGAGACAUCCGCCAAGUUCACCCGACCAUAACUGAGGAGCCUCUGUCCCACUAUGUGGACGAGGACUCCCUGGGCUCGUGUGAGGAGGACACUGAGGAUGGAAGCGAGGACGACCAUGACGAGUUCGAAGAAGUUGACUUUGAGGACCUGGAUGAUUGUCGGAGCAUCGCGUCGGACGACUCCUUCUAUCCACCGGAUGAUGUGUUCGCGGACUCGGAGCGCUCCCCGUCUCCGGACAGCCCGGAGCCGCUGUCUUUUUUCCAGGCGUGCUGCACCAACAACGCGGCCAUAGUCCGGAUAAUGAUCCGGCAUGGUGUGAAGGAGGAGGAGGUCAAGGAGACUGACAGGAAUAACAGGAUAGGACUACUGGUUGCGUGCUACCAAGGUUACGUGGAUGUCGUCAUAGCGCUGUCUCAGUGUCCGUACCUAGAUGUCAACUGGCAGGACAGCGAGGGAAACACGGCUCUGAUCACUGCUGCGCAAGCAGGCCACAUAACAAUCACCAACUAUCUGCUGAACUACUACUCUGGGUUGGAUAUAGAGAGAAGAAACUGUCACGGCUUCACCGCCCUAAUGAAAGCCGCCAUGCAGGGCAGGGUGGAGUGCGUGCGCUCGCUCAUGUUGGCAGGAGCUGCCCUGAAUGCAAAAGACUUUGGCCGCCAACUGACUGCCAGGGACUGGGCCUUGUUUACAGGCCGUUAUGAAACUGCAUGGGUGAUGACGCGCUUAAUAGAACGGCCUUGUCCACACCAGUACUGUGAUACAUACAGUCUAGAGUGGCGCCCGCUGGCAUCACUGGUGGCCAAAUCCCAGGAGCCACGCGGCUGUUUGAAACGCUUGUCGGACACCAUGCGCAACAUCUUCAACAUCGCAAAUGUCACCAACCCGGAGGACGAAGGCGCCAUCGACCACAUGGUUUCUAUUACGACUGGCAUUAGGAGCCCUUUCAUCGCUGUGGCAUGCCGCACAGUGUGUCCUGACAGUCCUCCGGGUGUGGGCAAACGGCGCUAUGCGGUCCCAGAGAUCAUUCGCCAGCAGCGCGCCAAGGAGCUUCGCUCCAUCAACCCUGACAGGGUGGACAGCCAUCUCAGACUCUUUGAGAACUCCCGUGUGACUCUGGUGACCAAGAACUCAGCAGGUCGCCGGGCCAGCCUUCAGGCUCAGAGCCUGGUGCCUCGGCACAGGAGCUCCAGCUUGGGUUUGGUGUCUUAUAACCAAGCCAUGGAGCUACGGAGAACAAGCUUGUUGCCCAUGCACAUGGUGCUGAGGAGGAGCAGUGUGAGGCCAGGCUUCACCAUACCCAAGGUGAGAGUGUCCAAGGCCCCACCGUCCACUUAUGAGCCGGCACAGGUUCGGAGGAAGAGCAGCUCCAAAGAUGGUGGGGGGAACUUUCUGCAGGUUCCAAAGUGGCGAUACAAGGAGCUAAAGGAAGAAAGGAAAAAAGCAGAGGAAGCAGAGAGAAAGAGGCUGGAGGCUGCAACGAGGAGACAUAUUGCUACUGGGAAAAAGAAAUAAUAUCAUUACCUCAGAGGAUAUCGUGUGAACUAAACCCCCCACCCCCCUCCAAACAACAAAAAAACAUACGGGCCAAGGUGUCCGACAGAUCUGGCGUUUAUGGUUUUCAGCUUUACACAGUUAGGUGCACAGGGUGAGCUCAGAAUUACCAGCAAUGUUUGGAUGCUGACCGACCUCUUUAAAAACGGCUGUCUCUAUAGCGACAGCGUUAGAAGUGCACAACGCUGACGUCAAACAGCGAAUACCCAGGGGAUUUGAUACUUGAAAUGUUUUUAAGCUAAUUUAUUUUUCAUAUUUAUUGCUUUUUAAUGGAUGGCCGGGCCUAUAUUUUCUUAUGCCUUGGGUGCUCAUUACGCCGGUGUUUUUGUAGUACGUUGCACUGUGUUGAAGCAGAAGACAAUAACACACACUCUGAAACUGAAACCUACUGCAGAAAAAAAUGUGUUAAUUAAAAGCAGUUUAUUAAAAAAUAUAUCUUUUAAGUCAUUCGGCGAGGAGUAAUAAUGAUCUCGUCAUUACUGGCUGAGAAAGCAAAGCAAGAUUUGUAAUGAAUCUCGUGACGUCUGCCUGACAAUAUUUUAGAUGCUUUCUUCUUUUGCUUUACAGUGACAAACCCUGAAUGUAUUUAACGUAUAUAUUUUAUAUGUAGAGAGAGAAAUUUAAAUGCUUUUGAUGACAUUUUUCAAUUAAGGGUGAAGACUGAAAUGUAUAGCUUUUGAAUCUGACAGGUUGGGAAGAAAUUUUUAGAUUACUUCCUGCGCAUUUACCCUUCAUAACCCAAUUAACCCUUUAAAGCCAAGUGUAUCAUGCUUAUUAUAUCAUGUUUAUCAGUGCGAUAUCCAUUUAUCCUUUCCAGGGUUGCUGGAGCCUAU